This is a messenger RNA of Hypomesus transpacificus, 2472 nucleotides long. Its product is annotated as histone deacetylase 1. Lineage: Eukaryota; Metazoa; Chordata; Actinopteri; Osmeriformes; Osmeridae. The transcript is spliced from 14 exons. The coding region runs from base 74 to 1549 and encodes 491 amino acids. Gene Ontology annotation, molecular function: histone deacetylase activity. The record is from RefSeq and is a predicted model, not a curated record.
UAUCACCACUGCCGUUGUAUUCACUGUGGUUGUGUGUGUGUGUGUGUGUGUGUGUGUGGUAAAAGAAGCUAAAAUGGCGCUGAGUUCUCAAGGAACAAAGAAAAAAGUUUGCUACUAUUAUGAUGGGGAUGUUGGUAAUUACUAUUAUGGCCAGGGUCAUCCAAUGAAGCCUCACCGAAUUCGCAUGACACACAACUUGUUGCUGAACUAUGGCCUAUACAGAAAGAUGGAAAUAUAUCGACCUCACAAAGCCAAUGGUGAGGAGAUGACCAAGUACCACAGUGAUGACUACAUCAAGUUUCUGCGCUCCAUCCGGCCAGACAACAUGUCAGAGUACAGCAAACAGAUGCAAAGAUUUAAUGUCGGAGAGGACUGUCCGGUGUUUGAUGGCUUGUUUGAGUUCUGCCAGCUCUCAACAGGGGGCUCUGUUGCCGGGGCAGUGAAGCUGAAUAAGCAGCAGACAGACAUAGCCAUUAACUGGGCUGGAGGCUUGCACCAUGCCAAGAAGUCUGAGGCCUCAGGGUUUUGCUACGUCAACGACAUAGUGCUAGCCAUUCUAGAGCUGUUGAAGUACCACCAGAGGGUGUUGUACAUAGACAUUGACAUCCACCAUGGUGACGGGGUUGAGGAGGCCUUCUACACCACAGACAGGGUGAUGACGGUGUCCUUCCACAAGUAUGGAGAGUACUUCCCUGGUACUGGUGACCUGCGGGACAUUGGUGCGGGGAAGGGCAAGUACUACGCUGUCAAUUACCCUCUGAGAGAUGGAAUAGAUGACGAGUCUUAUGAAGCUAUAUUCAAGCCUAUCAUGGCUAAGGUGAUGGAGAUGUACCAGCCCAGCGCUGUGGUUCUUCAGUGUGGGGCCGACUCUUUGUCAGGGGACAGGCUGGGCUGCUUUAACCUCACCAUCAAAGGCCAUGCCAAGUGUGUGGAGUACAUGAAGAGCUUCAACCUUCCCCUGCUGAUGCUGGGUGGGGGUGGGUACACCAUCCGCAAUGUAGCCCGCUGCUGGACCUAUGAAACUGCCGUGGCUCUGGACAGUGUCAUCCCCAACGAACUUCCAUACAACGACUACUUUGAGUACUUUGGGCCAGACUUCAAGCUGCACAUCAGCCCCUCUAACAUGACCAACCAGAACACCAACGACUACCUGGAGAAGAUCAAGCAGCGUCUGUUUGAGAACCUGCGCAUGCUGCCCCAUGCUCCGGGGGUGCAGAUGCAGGCCAUCCCUGAGGACGCAGUGCAGGAGGACAGUGGAGACGAGGAGGAGGAAGAUCCCAACAAACGCAUCUCCAUCCGGGCUCAUGAUAAGAGGAUAGCGUGUGAAGAGGAGUUCUCUGACUCUGAAGACGAGGGCCAGGGUGGUCGCAGAAAUGCAGCCAGCUUCAAGAAAGCCAAGAGAACAAAGACCGAGGAGGAGAAGGAGGGAGAAGAGAAAAAAAGUGAGGAGAAAAAAGAAAAAGCUGAAGUAAAAGAAGAGGAGAAAGUGCCGGAGGAAGAAAAGAUGGACACCUCAAAGGGGCCAAAAGAAGAGUCCAAGACUCCUUGAAAUCCUUCCCCAGCCCUGCAUAACCCCAAUGCAACUAUUCCUGAUGAGACGUAUGUCUUUGGACCAGUCUAUAUACUGGUUGCUGCAAUGGGAAUCCCGGAAGGACUAUACAUUUUAACACAUCCUGCCCCUCAGAUUUGAAUGGGCUAUAUGUUUUUUUCUAGAACACAUUUAAAAUAUGACUGUUUAAGGACUUAAAAAGUAAAAUUGUGUUUUUUUAUAAGUACUCCUAUGUUUUUGUAUGCUUUGUUAGUGUUUUUGGUAGUCUCUCGGUUUAAUAAUUUUUAUCUACUAUGAUACCUGCUUUCAUCAAAGCACUUCUUAUAAAAAGGCCAGCCACAGUAAUACUUUUUAUAUAUCUAACUGGAUUUAAUUUAUUUAAAUCAUGGAUAUGUCGCCACCCUUCUAGCAGUCCCUCCCUGUUACUGUGUACCAAGUCCCACGUUGGUCCUGUGCCUUGUUAAGAUGCAGCUGAAAACAUGACACUUAGGUCCACUUCUCAAACAUGUUUUUGCAUAAUCUCCGGUCUUCCCUUCCCCAAGCCAAUGGAGAUGAGCACAAAUUCAAUAAAACUGAAAACCGCUUUUUACAGUAUUUCAAUUGAUCUUGUAAGAGACUUCCUACCUUUUUAGGACUAAAAUAUGGAUGCUAAGGGAGUUGUGUGUUCUAAGGGAGGUGGAACUUCAAUUAACUUUCCUUUCAGAUGAGUUUUUAAAAGUGCAUGAAUUUAUGUUCAGUUUGGCAAGUUAUAAAAAUGGAGACCAACUUAGUUAGAACACAUUCAUUGUUGUAUAUAUAUUAAGUAUAAUUCAACAAACAUUUUUUCCCCACAACAGUGCUUUGAAUAUUUCAUAUUCGUUUGUGAAGGACUACACUCUGUAUGAUCAUCCUUUAGACACCAAUAAAAUAAAAAGUAAUUAUAA